UGGUCAUCUACUUCAUCGACGCCUCUAACAUGGACGGCGUAGAGCACUGCCAGCCGUGGAGUAGCAACACCACGCAGCAGAUCGACCUCGCUUUCAAUAUCUUCUUCAUGGUCUACUUCUUUAUUCGCUUCAUCGCGGCCAGCGACAAGUUUUGGUUCAUGCUCGAGAUGUAUUCUUUUGUGGAUUACUUCACGAUACCUCCGUCCUUCGUCAGCAUUUAUCUCAACAGGACCUGGAUCGACAGCUGCAAGACGGUCGUCGGACGAACCUUCCUCGUAUUCUUCUUGCUCGUCGGCCUGGCCAUAUUCGCAAGCUGUAUCCCUGAAAUAAUAGAUCUGGUUGGCACUAGAUCAAAGUACGCUGGAACACUGAAGAACGAGAGAGGGCGAAGACACAUCGUCGUGUGCGGACACAUCACAUAUGAGUCGGUCAGCCAUUUCCUCAAAGACUUCCUCCACGAAGACAGGGAAGAUGUCGACGUUGAAGUGGUCUUUUUGCACAGAAAGCGCCCGGAUCUGGAGUUAGAAGGCUUAUUUAAACGGCACUUCACUACGGUUGAGUUCUUCCAGGGCUCCAUAAUGAGUCCCAUUGACCUGCAGAGAGUAAAGGUGCACGAGGCAGACGCGUGUCUCGUGCUGGCCAAUAAAUACUGCCAGGACCCUGACGCUGAGGACGCUGCUAACAUAAUGAGGGUUAUAUCCAUCAAAAAUUAUUCCGAUGAUAUCAGAGUCAUCAUUCAACUCAUGCAGUAUCACAAUAAGGCUUACCUGCUGAACAUUCCUUCCUGGGAUUGGAAGCGCGGCGACGACGUGAUUUGUCUGGCGGAACUCAAGCUUGGUUUCAUCGCACAGUCCUGCCUCGCUCCAGGCUUCUCCACCAUGAUGGCUAACCUCUUCGCUAUGAGAUCAUACAAAACGUCGCCGGACAUGCAGGCGUGGCAGAACGAUUACCUGUGCGGCACAGGCUGCGAGAUGUACACUGAGACGCUCGCGCCCAGCUUUGUUGACAUGACAUUCCCUCAGGCGUCCGAGCUGUGUUUUGCGAAGCUCAAGCUUCUCUUGCUAGCCAUUGAAGUGAAGAACGAAGACAACACAGACAGCAAGAUAGCAAUUAACCCUAAAGCUGUGAAGAUCCAACACAACACACAGGGCUUCUUCAUUGCCCAGUCAGCAGACGAGGUCAAAAGAGCUUGGUACUACUGCCGUGCCUGCCAUGAUGACAUCAAGGAUGAAACUCUCAUCAAGAAGUGCAAGUGCAAAAACUACCUUGGCAAUUUGCUGCAAGCGAGUGGCCUCAUGAAGAAUUUAAUGCCGAUGUUGGAUGGGCCUGAGAGCGAGGAUAAGUCCAAUAAUAACGCUGACAUCUACCAAGUCACUUACACCCCACCCAUGGCGCCCAAGCGGCCACCUAGUACCAACAGAGGCGACAAGGCUGGCCUCAAAGAUGGACUGGCCCACCAGCCCACCAGCAACAGCAGCACGCAGCCUCUGUUGAACGCUGCAAAAACGCUCGCUUCGAAAAAGAACGGCGGCCGAGCAGUCGAUGCUUCACCCAGCCAAGGAUACAACAGACUGACCGAAGAUACCACUUACAGCUACCAUCUUAGCUACGAAGUCAAAAAGCUCAUGUAUGAAUAUUCUACCAUCCCACGCACGCUAAACCAGGCAGCGAUGACGGUUCUGAACGGUCACGUGGUCGUAUGUCUGUUCGCGGACCCGGACUCUCCCCUCAUCGGUCUACGUAAUCUCGUGAUGCCGCUGCGGGCGUCUAACUUCCAUUAUCACGAACUGAAGCAUGUCGUCAUCGUCGGAUCCGUCGAUUAUAUCAGAAGAGAGUGGAAAAUGCUGCAGAACUUACCAAAAAUAUCAGUACUGAAUGGCUCGCCACUGAGCAGAGCAGACCUGCGUGCGGUUAACGUCAAUUUAUGCGACAUGUGCGUCAUCCUGAGCGCCAAAGUCCCGUCCAACGACGACCCCACGCUCGCCGACAAGGAGGCCAUCCUAGCUUCCCUACUGGACCGUAACCAGGCAGCGAUGACGGUUCUGAACGGUCACGUGGUCGUAUGUCUGUUCGCGGACCCGGACUCUCCCCUCAUCGGUCUACGUAAUCUCGUGAUGCCGCUGCGGGCGUCUAACUUCCAUUAUCACGAACUGAAGCAUGUCGUCAUCGUCGGAUCCAGUGAGUUGAAGACAGGGUCUAAUGGUGACACUAUCGGGGUCUUGUCCCAGAGUGAGUUGAAGACAGGGUCUAUUAGUGACGCCAUCAGGGUCUUCUCCCAGAGUGAGUUGAACACAGGGUCUAAUGGUGACACCAUCGGGGUCUUGUCCCAGAGUGAGUUGAAGACAGGGUCUAAUGGCUACACCAUCGGGGUCUUGUCCCAGAGUGAGUUGAAGACAGGGUCUAAUGGCUACACCAUCGGGGUCUUGUCCCAGAGUGAGUUGAAGACAGGGUCUAAUGGCUACACCAUCGGGGUCUUGUCCCAGAGUGAGUUGAAGACAGGGUCUAAUGGUUACACCAUCGGGGUCUUGUCCCAGAGUGAGUUGAAGACAGGGUCUAAUGGUGACACCAUCGGGGUCUUGUCCCAGAGUGAGUUGAAGACAGGGUCUAAUAGUGACACCAUCGGGGUCUUGUCCCAGAGUGAGUUGAACACAGGGUCUAAUGGUGACACCAUCGGGGUCUUGUCCCAGAGUGAGUUGAAGAAAGGUGACACCAUCGGGGUCUUGUCCCAGAAUCCAUCCGGCGACGCCGUCAGCCCGCUAGGAUCCCCCAUCGUGCUGCAGCGCCGGGGCUCCGUGUACGGCGCAAACGUGCCCAUGAUCACCGAACUCAUCAACGACAGCAACGUUCAGUUCCUCGACCAGGACGACGAUGAUGACCCAGACACGGAGCUCUACCUCACGCAGCCCUUCGCUUGCGGCACCGCCUUCGCCGUGUCGGUCCUCGACUCUCUCAUGUCCACGACAUACUUCAACCAGAACGCCUUGACGCUCAUCCGAUCACUCAUCACGGGGGGCGCUACGCCCGAGCUCGAGUUGAUCUUGGCUGAGGGGGCGGGACUACGCGGCGGAUACAGCACGCCAGAGACGCUAUCGAACAGAGACCGAUGCCGUGUAGGGCAAAUAUCUCUGUAUGACGGCCCCUUGGGGCAGUUCGGGGAGGGCGGCGUGUACGGGGAUCUCUUCACAUCCGCGCUCAGAAACUACGGCAUGCUCUGCAUCGGCUUGUACAGGUGUCUUCCUAUCAGAUUCCGCGAUACGUCUUCGUCUUGCGACGCUUCCUCGAAACGCUACGUCAUCACCAACCCUCCUGACGAUUUCACGCUCCUGCCAACAGACCAAGUGUUCGUUCUGAUGCAAUUCGACCCUGGCCUCGAGUACAAACCUAACAGGGGUGACCUCGUCAAAGAUGACAACUCCUGACUCUUGCUGUGCAAUGCUCUCACAGACGGGCCUUAUUCAUACAUUUGAUAACCUGUAAAGAGCCUCGCGUGAGACCCAACCCGCUCAUCUCCCCAACUUAAUCCAUCAUCCAGCAAGAGUCAGAUCGCUCGAAAAUUUCAGUUGAGGAAGAUUUGCCUCGUGACUUCUUCGUAUCUCACUUAUCUUGGUCUGCUCAAUCCUCCAGACAAACGAAGAACAUAAUGUUCUCUUCGUAUAUUCGAUCCUUGCCACGCUCGGUCUGCUCAACCUGCUCUUCCUCGGACUGAGCAGAACCAAUUGAAGUGUUUGGCGCUUCCUAGCUUACCCAGUAGACAUUGAGCAGAACUCUUAAUGAAGGGCCCUUCUUAGAGCUCAUUUCGAGUAGAUUCAAUCUGAUUUAAUGCACUGGACUCUUGCAGAAUUCCAUACUUAAAGGUUUGUGACUUUUUCAAUCGAAAGUGACGCACAUAUAUAGCAUCUAUUCCUAAUCCUAUGCACUUCACACUCGUUCAAUUUUCGUGAGGGCAAAAAGUGAUGAAUAAAAUGUAUGUGAAAGACAUUUAUGAAAGACUUGAUGGAAUUAACGCUGUUGGAUUUUUUAAAGUUGUGCCUUUUUGGCCGCCAUUUUGAAUAGGCAGAAAAAUAUCCAACUAGGGCAAAAAUAAUUGGAACAUUCAUGUGUGCAUGCUUUCAACGCCUGAUCAUGGAACUGUCAAGUUUCAAAGUCUCUUAAUCGUGAUAACAGAUUUCUACUCUCUCGUCUAACUCGGUCUUAUCCCAUGUACCGUCCUGUGCACAGUUCCUUUCGUUGAUAUAAUUCACCUGUGUGCGCAUAUCCUUUCUACCUAUAGAGUCACAAUUUGAUGAGUUAAUUAUCAACGAUGAACUUCAAUCAAAGCCUACAAGCUCCAAGACCUAGAAAUCAAUUUCUGUAAUGGAGGAAACAUUUCACUGCUUCCAAAUUAUUUCUAAUUUCUCGUUUUUCAUAUUAAUAGAUCUCCAUUUUGAUCUCCAUGCAAUGCCAUGCAAUUCAGCGGCUUACAAUAUCGGAACAUACAAAGUCGAGUUGAUUCUGCCUGUCUCAAGCUCGUAUAUAUGAAAAUUGUCACUCCACACAGUGCUCGAACGGGCUCCUUAGUGCCGAAUUUUCUACGUUUUUUUCCGUCAUGCUGUGAACUAGGGAACUUUGCGCAGAUAAGUUUGCAAGGGAGUAUUUCACAUUUUUUGCUUUGAAUUCAAACCAAUAAUUGAAUUUAAAAGCAGCAAAAUCUAUUUGAACUCUAAACAAGACAACUAACAGUUUGAGUAGCGACUUAAAACUAAGUGAACGAGCGCAAGAAAACAUGGAAUGAAUAAAUAUCGAGUGUGAUCAUUGUGCAAUUCUCGCAUGCGAUCGGAAAAUAAUAAUAUCCAUGGAAAAUAUCGAUAUUCUUGGAAAAUAUGAAUAUUCCUCAGAAAUCUUAUUAUUCAUGUAACGUACUAAUAUUCAGGACAUACAUAUAAAUAUUUAUAUCUUUUACGAGAGCUUACGCUCUCGAUGUGUCCAACAAGCCAACCUACACAACAUGUGGUGCAUGGAGCUCUGUAUAUUCUUUUAUAAAUUACUGAGCGUAUUCUGCCUGAAUAUUGCGAGUAUAUGAAUAUGCAUGAAAAUAUGAAAGUAAUUUUGUAUUAAAAGAUAAUUUUGAAGAUUUGUUAGACUAUUUAUACCUGCAAAACUUUGUUACAUUAUAAGACAUUCCUUUGAGCACAGUCAGUGGAUUCAUAAUCGCUUGUCGAAUAUUGUAAAUUAAUGUGAUACAUUAAUCGAAAAUACAGCUUCAUGGGAGAGGAAAAGAUGAUUUCUUUGUAUGAUUUUUGUAAUAGCUUGUUAUCAGUACAGCUGGGUGAGAUGAUGAAUGGUUUAAAUUUUAUUUAGCAUUUAAUGCUUUAGAAAAGAGAAGAGAAAUUUACUGAUAAGAUUAUUAAUGGAACUCGAAUGCAUAAAAAAUAGUUAAAUGAAUUGGCCCCAAUUACAUUCACAAGAUCAUCACCCGGAAGAACUUUGUAUUAACUUAAAGAAUAUGAAUAAUUACUCAUCAGGCUACAUGUGUGCACGAGAAAACCGACAUAGUUUAUACCAGGGUUGCCAGACGGCUUUUUUUUCCGAUUAAAUUUUAUAAACUGCAAAAAAUGCAAUUUUAUUUUACACCGGAUCCUAUAAGUAUACCAGAAUAUAUUAAAUUAUAGACCUUUUUUGGCCUUUUUCAUUCGCGGACUUG
Molecule: messenger RNA, 5680 nt
Organism: Hyalella azteca
Lineage: Eukaryota; Metazoa; Arthropoda; Malacostraca; Amphipoda; Hyalellidae
Gene: slo
Product: calcium-activated potassium channel slowpoke
Exons: 27
Coding region: 30-3419 (1129 amino acids)
Biological process (GO): potassium ion transport
Cellular component (GO): postsynaptic membrane
Molecular function (GO): large conductance calcium-activated potassium channel activity
Source: RefSeq, a predicted model, not a curated record